Molecule: messenger RNA, 1263 nt
Organism: Penaeus vannamei (Pacific white shrimp)
Lineage: Eukaryota; Metazoa; Arthropoda; Malacostraca; Decapoda; Penaeidae
Source: RefSeq, a predicted model, not a curated record
UCCUCUCCCACCGACCGGCGAUAACACUCAGAUGUCCUUGCUUGACGCCCCUAUUAAUACGGAGCAUCCGGAGAGCGGUCCUCAGUGUCCCGAAGGCAAAAUGGCUGGACUCCAUCGCCUCCUCGCCCUCCUUGCUCUCGCCCUCGGCACUGUAGCUGUCAGCGUGGCCGAGGAGAAGGCCAAGGAUGCUGACCUACGUAGCCUCCCCUGCCCUGACCCCCAGGACAUCUCCCCCUGCGUGUGCACCGUGGACGUGCAGCACAACAUGGACAUCGACUGCUCGCAGGUGGAGAGCGAAGACCAGCUGGCUCAGGUCUUCUCCUCCAACAUCCCGUUCCCGAAAUUCAAUAAAUUGCUUAUCGAGGGAAACCCGCAUUUAACGGUUCUGCGAAAUGGAGACCUUGGCCCGGCUUCCUUUCAGAUUAUUGAAAUGACCAGUGGCGUCCUUGAGGAAGUGCAAGAUGGCGCCCUAUCAAUGAGUUACUCGACAGCAACAUAUAUUAACUUACAAGGAAACAGACUGUCGAAAUUUCCAUUCCACGAAAUUCCUUCCUUCACAGCACUCAGCAUGCUAUGGCUGAACUGGAAUUCACUUCCCGAGUUUCCUCAGAUCAGAUCUAAUUCUCUGACAAAUAUUGGGCUGAAUACCAACUUCUUUGGUGAGAUUCCCGUAAAUGGGUUCCAGGGAGUGAAGAAUGUCAACAGCAUAGGUGUUGCUAAUAAUGAUAUAACCACAAUUGUUCCAGGAACCUUUACGGAUCUUCCCCACCUUCUCAUUUUGUCUCUCUCCUUCAACCGCCUGAGUGAAAUUCCUGCCGGAGCAAUAGAGUUCAAUGGAAACGGGCUUCUUUUUAACAACAACAUUAGUAAAAUUGCGGUUGGUGCCAUUACAGGUCUUGGCGACGGCGAGGUUCAUCUUAACGAGAAUUCGCUGACGGUUCUUGAAGAGGACGUUUUCGGGGCUUUCCUGUCAGCAGGAGCCACGCUCGAAAUUGACGAUAACCCUCUCGGAUGCGGCUGCGAGAUCGCGUGGCUCGUCACCAACUCCGCCUACAUGAGCCUCAUCUCCCCUGGCGCCUCUUGCUACGACGGAGAGUUGCUGGCGAACCUUGACCCAACCAUCUACGAGGACUUCUGCUGAUGGCUCGGCCUGGCGUCGCCGCCCACUGUAAUGCGAAUGUUGUCGUCUGAGAACAUAGAAUAAAUGUUUUAGCCUGCGUUUGUACACGUCAUUGCCCUGUAAUAUAUACACUUGAUCACUAA